UUCUAUGAAAAAAAUUAUAUAUACAAAAUAUACAAAAACACACUUACCUAUGUAAUAAAGGGGCAGGGGUGAGAGGAGUCUAUCCCCAGCUUUUGAGGACAGGAGACCUGUAGCUCUGACCAUGGUCACAAGCUGCUAAGCGGAUCAUACAUAUUGCAUACAUGUGGCAAGAGGAAGAAGAAGGGGGUGGCUGAUUAACAGCAGUAAUUAUGCAUCAUAUAUUACUAGGUCACUUUGUUGGAAGUUUUGGCAUAUGAGACCUUAUUAAAAGAGAUUAAAUCCAUCCAUCCAUUAAUUUUCUAUACCGCUGAUCUUACACAGGGUCACAGGGGAGCCUAGAGCAUAUCCAAGGGAACUCGGGGCACAAGGUGGGGGACACACUGGACAGGCUGCCAACCUAUCGAAGGGCACAAUUGCACAUUCAUUCACACACCUAAUCACACAGAAUUUAGAGAUGCCGAUCAGCCUACAGCGCGUGAUGUUAGACUGGGGAGGAAACCGUAGUACCCGGAGGAAACCCCCAAAGCACAGGAAGAACAUGCAAACUCUGAAAGGGCUGAAAUGGGAAUUAUUAUUCAUAAAGUAGCAAUUACUUUAUUAAGAAACAUAGAAUUUGGAUUCGAUGUAAUCUAAGAGACAUUUACAGUACUAAACCCUAAGCUUAAGAAGACAAUUGAAUGAACUAUAAAUUUUACACUUCAGAGCAAUGCUCUCCUCAGUGGUCUACCUGCUAAUUCUAUUGCUAGGUUGCAAUAUAUUCAAAACUCUGUGGCUAGACUUCUCACACAUACCAAGCGCUCAGCUCACAUUACUCUAGUUAACUAGACCUUAUUAUUGCUGUUUUAGCAGUUAAGUAGACCUUAUUAUUGCUGUUUUAGUAGUUAACUAGACCUUAUUAUUGGUGGUUUAAUAGUUAACUAGACCUGUGAUGGGAAAUGAUUUUUUACAAGAUCACAAUCAUAAUCUCUGUUAUGCAACUAUGGCAGAGAAUUUUAGAUAAAUGAUACAUCACAGACUACAACAUUUUCUAAAAUGCAGUGUGAAUGAAGCUGGACUCUAGGUGGCCCCUCAGUCCCUCUGUCCCAUCCUCCGUAACUCGUUUAGAGAAGCAGGGUUUGUUAAGAAGCCGGACCGCUGGUAUUAACUCACACAGCGCCGCUUAGAUUUGUAAAACCGGGAUUUCUGCGCACUGAAAAUGCGUUUCAGAGCUUCGCAAAAGAUGAAAGCUGUUUUAAUGCAGUUUUUAGUAUUAUUACUGGGUUGCCUUUUUAUUUCUGUACAAGCAAACGUGUCGUCCGUGUCGUGUCCCAGUGGACAGUUUGCUUUUAAAAACCGCUGCGUUUUGUGUCAUCCCACCUGCGCCGAGUGUGAGGGCCAUGAACUCUUCCAGUGUACCGCAUGUGGCUCGGAUGAGGAUGGGAGGGAGCGCUUCCUGUACCAAGGCCACUGCAGAGCCCACUGCCCGCGGGAGUUCUACCAUGACCGAGCUCAGUACACCUGCCUGCCCUGCAUUGCCAACUGUGAGAUCUGUGUGGAUGGCAACAUCUGUGCCAAGUGCAGGGAAGGAUAUAAAGUCCAGAGUGGGCUCUGUCUGCCAGUGCCAUGUGGUGUGGGUCAGGUCCAGGAUCCAGGCUCAGGAGAAUGUAUUGACUGUGAGACUGGCUGUAAGACCUGCUCUGCUGAUGACCCAGAGUACUGUAAGAGCUGCACAGACGGCUACUUUCUGUACAGGCACCAGUGUCGCCAUCACUGCCCCCAGAGGAGCUAUGAGGAGCCAAGUAGGGGUGUGUGUCUCAGCUGCCCAGAGUCCUGCUUAGACUGCAGGAGUGAGACGCUCUGUCUGACAUGUCAGACGGGCCACUUUCUCCACAAUGGUGCCUGUGUGAAUGAGUGUCCCCAGGACAUGUUCAGAGAUGCCAGAGAAUGGCGCUGCCAGCCCUGUCAUGCCUCAUGUCUAACCUGCCAUGGCCCAGGAGCUAGAGACUGUGACAGGUGCAAUGGCUGGAACCAUCCCAUUUAUGGGACGUGUCCCAUCAUUAGAUGCCCUGACGGCCAGUUUUUUGAUAGUGGGACUGAUGACUGCCGUUAUUGUGACGUGUCCUGCAGGACAUGCUCUGGUCCAACAGUGCAACACUGCGAAACCUGUGCAACUGGGUACAUGUUGGAACAGCAGGAGGCAGUGUGUGUACAGCACUGUCCAUUAGGGUUCUAUGGGAACAGCUCCAGUCUUCAGUGUGAGAGGUGCUCGACUAGCUGUGAGGCAUGUGAAAGUGGAGACCAGUGUUUGAGCUGUAAGAGUAGCUCAUAUCAGCUCUUUCUGUUCCAGGGCAGCUGCUGGUCACAGUGUCCAGAUGGUUAUUUUGAGACAGAGGAGGGGAAAUGUGAGCCUUGUGAUGACAUCUGUUUGACCUGCGAUGGGAGCAGAACUCAGUGUCUUGAUUGCAGAGAUGGUCUUUUCCUGGAAAACGGCAUGUGCAGAGAUAACUGCUCAGUGAGGACCUAUGCUGCUGAGGAUGGCACAUGCAGACGCUGUGGCCCUCACUGUGACACCUGCACUGAUACCAGUACAUGCACCAGAUGUACUUUUCUUUACCUGCUUUUGAAUGGCAUGUGUAAAGCCAGCUGUCCAGAGGGUUAUUUUGAGGACUUGGACCAGGGUGUGUGUGUGCAGUGCCAUGAGUUAUGUGCUACAUGCUCUGGGCCUCUCUCAGAUGACUGUGAGAGCUGCUCCACUCUGGCACCGAAGCUGUAUGAAGGCACAUGCUCAGAGGAGUGCCCUGUUGGCACCUAUUACCAAACCACCAGCAUGGAAUGCCAGGAAUGCCACCAGACAUGUGCAUUGUGUAUAGGCCCAGAGCCCACCCAGUGCACACGGUGUGUGAAAGGUCUAGCCCUGGACCCCAACACCAUGAUGUGUGGUGUGACCGGAGACUCAGACUGCCCACCCAGAACCUUCCUCCAUGCCAAUCAGUUCACAUGCCAGGCAUGUCAUCGUCACUGCCAGUCCUGUGAGGGCCCUGGACCUACAGAUUGCCAGACAUGUGCCCUGCCCCAGUAUCUCCAUAAUCGCUCUUGUGUGACUGAGUGUCCGGUUGGCACAUACAGUGCCCACGAGGAAGCUGAUGGCAUUGAGCUGGGGUUCUGUAUGCCAUGUGAUCAUGUGUGUGCCACAUGCUCUGGAGCAUCUCCUAAAGACUGUCUGAGUUGCUCUCCUGGUUACUUACACCUGCUUUCACAUCUGUGUGUCCGCCAUUGUCCCACGGGGUACUACAGUACAGGCCACCGUUGUGAGAAGUGUCAUGUGUCCUGUGAGAUGUGCUCAGGCCCGGGACCAGAUGCCUGCAUAGUGUGUGUCAAACCUCAGCUGGAGCUUCAGGGCACCAGGGUGUGUGUGGAGCGGUGCCCUCCCCGUUUCUACCAAAGCACACAUACCUGCUGGCAGUGUCACUCUAGCUGCAAGACCUGCACAGAUAACACACCUCAGAGCUGUCUGACGUGCGACUGGGGCAGUAUCUUACAGGAAGGGGUGUGUUACCCUCGCUGUGAAGAAGGCCGCUACUACUCUCAAAAUGAGGUGUGUGAGGCCUGUGAUGAAUACUGCAAGCAUUGCUCUGGGCCUGGUCCUGAGAGCUGUGUGACAUGUCACACAGGUUUUGGACUGCAUGCUGUAAACCGCCGCUGUGUGCGUUGCUGCCAAUCUGACGGACUGGCCAAGAACUGCUGCCUCUGUCACUCGGCUUCAGCUUUGUGUUUGGAGGCUCCAGUGUCACCACAUACCCAGGCUGAGGACGAUGAGAUGAAUCUGAGGUCUCGGGUACACCAGCACACAUCUGCCGCCCUGCCUGCUGCUCUGAUCUUGGCUGUAGUCCUUGCACUGGGCAUCUUUGCAUUGACACAGGCCCGUGCCAGGAAGAGGCUGUGCUGGAGACAGAGUUAUGAGAGGCUGAGCGGGACGGCGGGUGCCAGGCCUGAUCCACGCCCCAUGCCUCAUGGAGUACCCGAGCCUGAGGACAGCGGAGAUGAUGCAGACGUUGUGUAUACAAGUCGAGACGGAUCCAUCUAUCGCAGGUAUGGAUUCAUACACAAACCUGAGCCUGAGGAAGAGGAGGUGGAUGAAGCCAAUGAGAACACAGUCCUCAAUCGAGCAUAAAGAGAGCAAAGGGCAUGUUGAGAUACCCUUCGAGAUUGGGAUCCGGAUAGUUCCAAAUUUUAUAUUGCAGUUUUCUUUUUUUCUCAGUGAAAUGAAGGUUAGCAUGCAUCAUCUCUCAAUGUAAUAUAUUUUAUAUGUAAGAAACACCUUUAAUACACCCAUUUUUUUUUUUAUGAAUGGUUAGUUAAAAAAAACUUUAUAGCAUGUAAUACAUUUGAUUCUGUAAAUAAGUAGCUAUUAGUGAAAGUUUAAAAUUGAUAGCUGUAGUAAAUCAUCUGUCGAA
Messenger RNA from Ictalurus furcatus (blue catfish), 4433 nucleotides. RefSeq names its product proprotein convertase subtilisin/kexin type 5. The transcript has 16 exons. NCBI's taxonomy places the organism in Eukaryota, Metazoa, Chordata, Actinopteri, Siluriformes, Ictaluridae. The record is from RefSeq and is a predicted model, not a curated record. Bases 1196 to 4150 code for a protein of 984 amino acids.